This is a messenger RNA of Coniosporium apollinis CBS 100218, 387 nucleotides long. RefSeq lists its product as uncharacterized. Lineage: Eukaryota; Fungi; Ascomycota; Dothideomycetes. The record is from RefSeq and is a predicted model, not a curated record. The transcript has a single exon. The coding region runs from base 1 to 387 and encodes 128 amino acids.
AUGUGCUACCACCGCCUCUACAUCUUCUCCACCUGCGGCCACUCUCUCUACAGCCCCACCCCCCUCCUCCUCUGCAAAGACAGCGCCAUCCCCCCCGACUCCACCUCCAGCGCAACCUGCACCCCGCACGCGCACCCCUUCCAGUCCCUCCGCAUCCACCGUCUCUGCGCGCUCUGCGACCGCCGCAGGAGCGUGCUGCUGGCCGAGGUCGACCACAACAGGACGAUCAGGUUCGAUGCCUGGAGGUGGAAGGUCGCGUAUCAGAAUCCGGCGGCUGAGAAGGAGGCGUGGAAGCGGUGGGGGGAGCAGGGGGAUGUGAGGGAGAGGGUUAGGCGGAGGGAGGAGAGUAAAGGGAGGGUGGAGGGGGAUGUCAAGGUUGCGUGGUGA